AUGGCGGAUUUCGUGCUGCUCCCGCGCGACCUGCCUUGGGAGCGUGCGUACGACCGCGAGGACGCGAACGCGCCGCAGAUCGCCAAGCUGCGCCUUACGCUCCCCGCCGACUACCCCGCCGGGACCGUCCUCAAGCUGCCCAUGCCGUGUGCGUGCAGCGAGCACACGUCCCGCUUCACUAAGAUCAAAGCGGGGACCUCAGUGAUCAUCAAGUGGGACCUCGGCAUCUGCGGCCUCGCAGCGCCACCAGGGGAACCGCAGCUCAACUCCGAGCUCAGCAGCAGCGAGCUGAUCAAGAGCGAGCGGAGCAAUUCGGGCUUCAAGGGCGUGAGCAAAGUGAGCAGCGGAGCCACGCCCUACUGUGUCCAAGUGACCCGCAAGGGCACCAGCGUUGUUCUCGGCCGCUACGCCACGGCGGAGGAGGGGGCGCGGGCCUACGCGGCGACGCCGGAGGGCAUCGCCGACCUGGCGGCAAGGGAUGCGCCGCCACCGCCGCCGCUCCCCUCCAACUCCGAGCUCAGCAGCAGCGAGCUGAUCAAGAGCGAGCGGAGCAGCACGGGCUUCAAGGGCGUGAGCAAAGUGAGCAGCAGUGCCACGCCCUACCGAGUCUUGGUGCAGCGCGGAGGCACCACCGUCAGUCUCGGCUACUACGCCACCGUAGACGAGGCGGCGCGAGGCGUGAGCAACUCGGGCAACGGUGCCACGCCCUACCGAGUCUCGGUGCAGCGCGGAGGCACCACCGUCCAUCUCGGCCGCUAUGCCACCGCGGAGGAGGGGGCGCGACUCAGCAGCAGCGAGCUGAUCAGGAGCGAGCGGAGCAAUUCGGGCUUCAAGUGCGUGUACAAAUUGAGUGGCGGUGCCACGCCCUACUGUGUCCAAAUUUGGCGCAAGGGCACCACGGUCACUCUCGGCUACUACUCCACCGCAGAGGAGGGGGCGCGGGCCUACGCGGCGACGCCGGAGGGCAUCGCCGACCUGGCGGCAAGGGAUGCGCCGCCACCGCCGCCGCAGCCGCAGCUCCCCUCCAACUCCGAGCUCAGCAGCGGCGAGCUGAUCAGGAGCGAGCGGAGCAGCACGGGCCUCAAGGGCGUGAGCAACUCGGGCAACGGUGCCACGCCCUACCGAGUCUUGGUGCAGCGCGGAGGCACCACCGUCCAUCUCGGCCGCUAUGCCACCGCGGAGGAGGGGGCGCGAGUCUACGCUGCAACACCAGAGGGCAUCGCCGACUUGGCGGCAAGGAACGCUCCGCCGACGCCUCGCCCCGCCAAGCGCCCCGCGCCACUCCCUGCCGUGCCGCCCUCCUCCUCCGCCGCUGCGUCGAAGCAGUCGAGCGCCGUGCAGCUGAUCACAAGCGCAACGAACAAGACGGGCUUCAAGGGCGUGUACAAGUUGGGCAGCGGUGCCACGCCCUACUCCGCCCACGUGUACCGCAACGGCGAUCAGGUCGUCCUCGGCCACUUCGCCACGGCAGAGGAGGCGGCGCGUUGCUACGCGCGCACGCCGGAGGCCAAAGCCGACUUGGCGGUCAGUGCCGCGCCGCCGGUGCUCUUUGAUGGCGUCGAGCUCAUCACCAGCGAGCGGAGCAACUCCGGCUUCAAGUGCGUUUGCAAGUUGCACAACGGUGCCACGCCCUACUAUGCCCAGGUGUACCGCAAGGGCAAGAACGUCGUUCUCGGCCGCUACGCCACCGCGGAGGAGGCGGCGCUCCGCUACGCGCGCUCGGCAGAGGGCAAAGCGGAGCUGGCGGCCAGCGGCGGCGUCGACUACCUCGUCGCGUGGAAGGGUUGCUAUGCCCCCUCCUGGGAGCCCGCCUCCAACUUGGCGGACGAGGACGGCGCGGCUCUCGAGGGGGUCGGGCUGGGCCGGUACGCGGCGGCGUUCGAGGAGCAGGGCUAUGAUGACCUCCGCUACUUGCGGACGAUGGACGCGGCGGAGCGCGCCACGGUGGCGGAGAGCGUGGGCAUGAAGCAAGGCCACGCCAACAAGUUUGUCAAGUUCGCGUUUGAGCCGGCGUAG
Emiliania huxleyi CCMP1516 is the source of this 2016-nucleotide messenger RNA. RefSeq lists its product as hypothetical. The record is from RefSeq and is a predicted model, not a curated record. Bases 1 to 2016 code for a protein of 671 amino acids. Gene Ontology annotation, molecular function: DNA binding; DNA-binding transcription factor activity. The transcript has 6 exons. NCBI's taxonomy places the organism in Eukaryota, Haptophyta, Isochrysidales, Noelaerhabdaceae. Gene Ontology annotation, biological process: regulation of DNA-templated transcription.